AUGGCUUCCUCUCCCGCCAGCCUCCGCUCCCUCUAUCGCUCUCUCCUCCGCGAACUCCCGCCCCGCCCCAUCCUCGCCUCUCCACGAACGCACAUCCACAACCGCAUCCGCUCCUCCUUCACCGAAAACUCAUCGGCCUCCUCUUCAGCCUCGACGCCGCACGAUGCCGAACACCAGGCCCAACUCGCCCGCCAGGCCGUCCACUAUCUGCGCGCCCAGCGCAUGUACGUCACUCUCGUCGAGCGAUAUAACCCCGGCAUGGAGAUGCCGCAGGACGAGCGCAUCCGCCUGACGGCCCGCAGGGUCGGGAUGGAUCUUCCUGCGGCUAAGAAGGAGGAGGCCUGA
Trichoderma asperellum CBS 433.97 is the source of this 345-nucleotide messenger RNA. RefSeq lists its product as uncharacterized. Gene Ontology annotation, cellular component: mitochondrial matrix. NCBI's taxonomy places the organism in Eukaryota, Fungi, Ascomycota, Sordariomycetes, Hypocreales, Hypocreaceae. Gene Ontology annotation, biological process: mitochondrial proton-transporting ATP synthase complex assembly. The record is from RefSeq and is a predicted model, not a curated record.